This is a messenger RNA of Larimichthys crocea (large yellow croaker), 2199 nucleotides long. It is a transcript of the gene nelfcd, whose product is annotated as negative elongation factor complex member C/D. The transcript has 15 exons. Gene Ontology annotation, biological process: negative regulation of transcription elongation by RNA polymerase II. The record is from RefSeq and is a predicted model, not a curated record. Bases 162 to 1898 code for a protein of 578 amino acids. Lineage: Eukaryota; Metazoa; Chordata; Actinopteri; Sciaenidae. Gene Ontology annotation, cellular component: nucleus; NELF complex. Gene Ontology annotation, molecular function: RNA binding.
UCUCCGUUUUCCGCCUCUUGUUGUUAGCCCGCUGCUGCUGCUGCUAGCUGCACAAGCUCAGAGUCAGCAGCGGUGAAACAAACUCACAGCACCGGGGAUUUAAAACGUCUCGGUCGGCUUUUACUGAAGCUACUUCCACCGGUACUGCUCGUCCCGUCACCAUGGACGAGGAAUAUUACAGCGGCGGCGGAGACUGGGAGGGCCCGGACGGAAACUUGGAGGAUUACGUCGAAGGGGAGAACGAUGGGAAAAUCCAAGAAGACUGUCUGCAGAAAUUCUCCAGCAGGGAUUACAUCAUGGAGCCGGCCAUCUUCAACACCCUGAAAACGUAUUUCCAAGCCGGCGGCUCUCCAGAACACGUCAUCCAGCUUCUGUCUGAAAACUACUCCGCCGUGGCUCAGACGGUUAAUCUGCUGGCAGAGUGGCUCAUCCAGAUGGGUGUUGAGCCUGCUCAGGUCCAAGAGCGAGUAGAAAACCACCUCAAGAGUCUCCUGAUAAAGCACUUUGACCCCCAGAAGGCAGAUUCAAUUUUCACCGUUGAGGGAGAGACUCCUGCUUGGCUCGAACAGAUGAUCGCACACACUACGUGGAGAGAUCUUUUCUAUAAGCUGGCGGAGGCUCACCCAGACUGCCUGAUGCUCAACUUCACCGUGAAGCUCAUCUCAGACGCAGGCUAUCAGGGUGAGAUCACCAGCGUAUCUACAGCGUGUCAGCAGCUGGAGGUUUUCUCCCGGGUCUUGAGAACGUCGUUGGCUACGCUGCUGGACGGAGGAGAAGAAAACCUGGAGAAGAACCUGCCAGAGUUUGCCAAGAUGGUGUGUCACGGCGAACACACCUACCUUUUUGCCCAGGCGAUGAUGUCCAUCCUCGCUCAGGAGGAACAGGGCGGUUCGGCCGUACGUAGGAUCGGCCAGGAGGUGCAGAAGUCGGCACAUGCGAGAGGCCACGAUGCCAGUCAGAUAACACUCGCGCUCGGCACGGCAGCAGCUUACCCUCGAGCCUGCCAGGCGCUCGGUGCCAUGUUGUCCAAAGGAGCCCUGAAUCCUGCAGACAUCACGGUCCUGUUCAAGAUGUUCAGCAGCAUGGACCCGCCUCCCGUUGAGCUGAUCAGAGUGCCGGCCUUUCUGGACCUGUUCAUGCAGUCGCUGUUUAAACCUGGAUCAAAGAUCAACCAAGACCAUAAACACAAAUACAUCCACAUCUUGGCCUACGCUGCCAGCGUGGUUGAAACAUGGAAAAAGAACAAACGAGUCAACAUCAAUAAAGACGAGCUGAAGUCGACUUCCAAGGCCAUAGAGACCGUACACAACCUGUGCUGCAACGAGAACAAAGGAGCCACAGAGCUGGUGGCUGAACUCGGGACUUUGUACCAGUGCAUCCGGUUUCCAGUCGUCGCUAUGGGCGUUUUGAAAUGGGUGGACUGGACCGUGUCUGAGCCGCGGUAUUUCCAGCUGCAGACCGACCACACUCCGGUACAUUUAGCUCUCCUGGACGAGAUCUGUACGUGUCACCAGCUGCUGCACCCGCAGGUCCUCCAGCUGCUCAUCAAGCUUUUUGAGACGGAGCACUCUCAGCUGGACGUCAUGGAGCAGAUGGAGCUGAAGAAGACUCUUCUGGACCGAAUGGUUCAUCUGCUGAGCCGUGGCUACGUCCUACCCGUAGUCGGUUACAUUCGCAAGUGUCUGGAGAAACUCAACACGGACAUCUCCCUUAUUAGAUAUUUUGUCACCGAGGUGCUCGAUGUGAUUGCGCCUCCCUACACGUCAGACUUUGUUCAGCUCUUCCUGCCCAUCCUGGAGAACGACAGCAUCGCGGGAACGAUUCGCACGGAGGGAGAACACGACCCUGUCGCGGAGUUCAUUGCUCACUGCAAGUCAAACUUCAUCAUGAUAAACUGACACUGAAAAUGUUCAUGGAGAUUGUACCGGAAAGACGAGACAGAGGAUCUGUUGUCUCCGUGAUAAUCUCUGCUUGAUGUUGAAGCACAUAGCUUGGAGACGGACUGUUCAGUUUGACCAAGUGAAUGAUUAGUUUCUAUCGAGGCGAGUGAGCUAAUAGAAGAGUGCGGUAAUACCACAGACUGAUCGAAGGAGGAGCCUCUGAAGAUGCAGCUAAAUGUUGUUUUUUUUUCCACCUGUAAAUUUGAUUUUCUAUAUUUUAUGUUGGUUUGAGCUGUUUUAAAAUAAAAACCUAAAUAUG